AUGUCCGAGAUAUCAAAGUUCCGCAAUCUGUCUCUCACCAGAAAUGGUAAUGUUUUUGUCAUUACUAUGCAGAAAGCACCCGAAAACAGACUAUGUUCAUGGUAUUGUCAGGAAAUCAUCAGGGCGUUUCACACUGUGCAACGCAUUCUCGGGCCUGACGCUGAAGGUGCCAUAAUCACAAGGGGGAACGAUGCCAAAUUCUGGUGCACGGGACUUGAACUCGAUGAAGGGGAUACCAAUCCUUUUGCCAACACUGAUGGCUUCUAUCCGAUGCUGCACACAAUUCUCGACUUCCCGUAUCCCACAAUCGCUCUACUCACUGGUCACACUUUCGGAGGUGCCUGCCCUUUCGCCCUGAGCCAUGAUUACCGAAUUAUGAAUUCUUCCCGUGGCUUCAUAUCCAUGCCGCCUGUGAAUCUAGGCCUUCAUUUUGACGGCAUCGGUUCUCUUCCUCGCCUUAAACUUGCUCCACAAGUUGCCCGCAAAAUGUUACUUGAGGCUCACAAGUGGACAGGAAAGGAAGCUCUUGCGGAUGGUAUUGUUGAUGCCAUUGCUGAUCCGGAACGAAUGAUGGAUGUUGCAAUGGAGCUCGCGGAGAAGUGGGCUCCGAAGGCAAAAAUGGGUGUGUAUGGUGUUCUACGCACUGAACUUUGGGGGGAUGCUAUUGAGAAGUUUCAAAGGAUCAGCUAUGUGCAUAGUCGAGAAACGAGUAGGGCAGCUAAGGUCAAGAUAUGA
Messenger RNA from Paracoccidioides lutzii Pb01, 735 nucleotides. RefSeq lists its product as hypothetical. Gene Ontology annotation, biological process: fatty acid beta-oxidation. Bases 1 to 735 code for a protein of 244 amino acids. The record is from RefSeq and is a predicted model, not a curated record. Gene Ontology annotation, cellular component: peroxisome. Gene Ontology annotation, molecular function: delta(3)-delta(2)-enoyl-CoA isomerase activity; enoyl-CoA hydratase activity. The transcript is spliced from 4 exons.